Plasmopara halstedii is the source of this 255-nucleotide messenger RNA. RefSeq lists its product as uncharacterized. The coding region runs from base 1 to 255 and encodes 84 amino acids. NCBI's taxonomy places the organism in Eukaryota, Oomycota, Peronosporomycetes, Peronosporales, Peronosporaceae. The transcript is spliced from 2 exons. The record is from RefSeq and is a predicted model, not a curated record.
AUGGCUUCAACACGGCAACUUUCGCGUUCGCGCCUUUGGCACACCGCUGCUCACACAGCGCUUAUCACAUACAUCCUUGUACAGCGUGCAAACGACUCGAGCUAUGGUAAACCUAAGUUCCCGGUAUCCUGGUCACAAACUGGUUGCAGUUGUAAUGCCGAUUACGACAGCUUGACUGUGACCGCUGAAGGCGCUACGUCGACUGGCAGAUACACCAUCAAUACAAAUCAAACUAGUACGUAUGACACUUCGUAG